This is a messenger RNA of Vicugna pacos (alpaca), 3795 nucleotides long. It is a transcript of the gene CA12, whose product is annotated as carbonic anhydrase 12. Gene Ontology annotation, cellular component: plasma membrane. Gene Ontology annotation, molecular function: zinc ion binding; carbonate dehydratase activity. NCBI's taxonomy places the organism in Eukaryota, Metazoa, Chordata, Mammalia, Artiodactyla, Camelidae. The record is from RefSeq and is a predicted model, not a curated record.
GGCCGCAGCCUGCACGCGGCUGCUGUCCUCCUGCUGGUGAUCUUAAAGCAACAGCCUUCCAGCCCAGCCCCACUCAACGGAUCCAAGUGGACCUAUUUUGGUCCCGACGGGGAGAAGAACUGGUCCAAGAACUACCCAUCGUGCGGGGGCCUGCUGCAGUCCCCGAUAGACCUGCACGGCGACAUCCUCCAGUACAACGCCAGCCUUGGGCCCCUCGCCUUCCAGGGCUACAACGCGUCUGCCAACCAGCCCUUUAUCCUGACCAACAAUGGCCAUUCAGUGAAGCUGAAAUUGCCCAAGGACAUGCAAAUCCAGGGCCUUGGGGCCCGCUACAACGCCUCACAGCUGCAUCUGCACUGGGGGGACCGGAACGACCCCCACGGCUCCGAGCACACUAUUGGUGGGAAGCACUUUGCCGCCGAGCUGCAUAUUGUCUAUUACAACUCGGACCUGUACCCCAACGCCAGCAUCGCCAGUGACAAGCCAGAAGGCCUCGCUGUCCUAGCUGUUCUCAUAGAGAUGGGCUCCUCCAAUCCAUCAUAUGACAAGAUCUUCAGUCACCUUCCAGAUGUAAAGUACAAAGGCCAAGAGGUGCACAUCCCGGGUUUCAGCAUUGAGGAGCUGCUGCCGGAGAGGCCUGAGCAGUACUACCGCUACAAAGGGUCCCUGACCACACCGCCUUGCCACCCCUCCGUGCUCUGGACAGUCUUCCGGAACCCUGUGCAAGUUUCCCGGGCUCAGCUGGUGAAGUUGGAAGAAGGCCUGUACUGCACAAAUGUGGAUGACCCGUCCCCCAUAGAGAUGGUCAACAACUUCCGGCAGGUCCAGAAGUUUGAUGAGAGGCUGGUGUACGUCUCCUUCCAACAAGUACAAGACCUUACCUACGCAGGACUGAGUCUGGGCAUCGCCCUUUCCGUGGCCCUGGCCGGCGUUCUCGGCAUCUGUAUCGUCCUGGCAGUAUCUAUUUGGCUUUUCAGAAGGAAGAAGAGUAGCAAAAAAAGUGAUAACAAAGGUGUCAUCUACAAACCGGCCACCAAGCAGGAGUCCGAGGCCCACGCCUGAGGCCCCGGCACGUCCAGGGAAGGACUCGGCUUUGGACGCUACACGCUAUGGCUCCCUGGAUGCUUCAAAUACCUGAGGGUUCUCUGGAGCUCAACCCACAAAGACCCCAGACCCCUGGGGGGUGUCCAGCAGGGUGCCCCGCCAUCUCGCUGCCCUGCCACCCUCUGUGGGAUCACGGAUGGGAAGAGCUCGCCAGGGAGGCGAGGACUCUGCGCUGUCUGCUUCCUCUGUGUGAGACCACUCAGAGGUCUGCAACCUGGGGGCACAAACCCACGUCGCCUGCCGGGGGCUGUGACUGGCUGGAAAACAUUUUCAUCCAGGGGUUCACUUGAGCCUGGUCUCAAGCGUCCUGGGAAUUCUGCUUGUUGUCCACGUUUUCAGACCAGAACGUGCUCUCUCUGCUCAGGCUUUGCUUUUGAGACUCGGUUUCUUUCCUCAGGGAAGGGCUUAUGGUCUGAUUUUCUUCAGCUGUGACAAAACCUUUAGUCUGACCUUACAACUGGGGGUUGGGGUGGAGGUGGGGGGAGGCGGGAACAGGAAGGUCAAGGCAUCAGUGGCAAAAAGAAAGCAAGAGAUAUUCCCAGAAAUACAGCAGAGGCAUUUUCCGAGUCCUGUCCUUUGCAGUCAAAUGCUCUGCCACUGAGCUCCACCCGCUCCCAGAGUCCUGUCCUUUGGCUCAGACGCACUGAAUGGAUCUUAGAGUGAGAAGACAUGUAAGAUCUGCAAGAGUCUCACUUUGGAAUCAGAAGUCACUUGUCAGGCCACAAGUGUCAGAAGGACAGACUAUUAAGCGCAACCCAACCUCCUGUCAGCAGAGCAGUUAUGUUUAAUACUCCACAGAUUUUUAAAUAACUAGGCUAUUCUUGAAAAUGUGUUGUUGCUUUCUGUCUCCCAGAGUGGACAUGAACUCUGAGAGGACCCAAACUGCUUCCGAAUCUAGAGGCAGCAGGCAGAUGCGAAAGGACUGAAGAGUCUCAUCUCUUCUGCCCAAAUUUCAUUUCUGCCACCUUUGCUGUGUCCCUACUGUCAUCCCGAAACUGGGACUUACCUACUUCUCUGACCUGGAGGAUGUCAAGUCGUGGCUGAGUUAAAAUAUAUUUUCAAGCUAUAAAAGCAGGAAGUUAUCUGUGCAGGGGGCUGGCACCAUGGUAUUUAGGGACCAGAGAGAGUGGAAUGUUUCAAGGAUGCUUCAUGGUCUUCCCCCCACAUCACAAAGGCAGUUUCUGAGAAGACUUCACUCCUUCGUCCUCCUCCCAUCGAUGUGUGAGCCCCGUGGAGAUCAGUCUGUUCCUCGGCUGAGGGGCCCCACCAUCAACCUCUCCCGCCUGGCACCUCGUGGUUCAGAGAAACUUCUGAUCCCCACUCUCAUCCUGAUGACACAGAAUGUCCUCUUGAAGCAUAGGUUUCUUUAGAACAUCUUUUCCCCUCUACUCCUCCCUCCGACUCUGAGAAGCCUUCCCCCUUCUCUACUUUCUGUAGUGACAGCAAGCCCUGUGUCUUUGCAGCUUGUCUGCUAGACAGAGUUGCAUGUGACCCCAUGGGGACUCAGAUGUGUGGGUGCAUGAGGCCGCUGAUGGCCUGCAGCCUGCGGUGGCCUCCCAGCAUUGCCAUUCGCACGCUAGCCUGAUGCUGGUCAGGUGACAGCAGGGACCACCCUCGGGAUGGAGCAGCGUGCGGGAGAUGAUGCCUCCUUGGCCUCAGCCCAAAGCUGCCAGUCAGAAACCAACUUAAACCACUCCAGAGCUGUGGGGCUGCCUUUCAAACAGCCCUCUACAGCUUUUGUGGGCAAAUUCUGUGAGCAGAGAGACCACUAUACCUGGCACAAUGGCUGUUCAUAAAAAGGGACAGCUACUGGGCCAGUGGGACAGUGACAUUUCCCCUGCCCUCUUCCCCCUCCGUGCAGCCCAGGCUCUUGGCCCUCUUGGCUGAGACCAAACAAACUGGGGAGGCAGAAGGCUUCGAAAUCAACACUGUCCACUGCCCUGCUAAUCUGUAGGGGGCUCCUGCGGGUCCCGCUGUGGAACUGGGAAAACUUUCCUCAGGGUCUCACUCACUCCUACGACACCAGCUGCCAGUCAAGGAAACCAGUGCGGUGGUGCUGAAGCCCCCCUGCCUCACACCCACCCUGGGGUCCCAGGCGCUGUGCUGGGUACACAGCAGGUGAGGGUAACAGAAACGAGGCCGGGCCUUGGCAGGGACUCGGGGAAGGCCCUGGCUUCUUUGCCUCUCACUAACAGGAGCUCAUCAGUCUCAUCUCCAUUUCUUUAGUAUCAACUAAUACAAACAAUAAAAACCAGAGGGGAGGGAGGGUAUAGCUCAGUGGUAGAGCGUGUGCUUGGCAUGCACGAGGUUCUGGGUUGAAUCCCCAGCAACCGGAUGAAAAAACACACACACAAACAAAAAAAAAACAAAACAGCAACAAAAAAAACCCCAGUAAAAACCUCUACCUGUUUCUGUAAUAGACAUUCUAGGAUUUUGCCACAUUGACUAUUAAUCCCAUUUAAGUUCCAUCUUAAAGUCUUCUCCCCUGCACUCAACUCUGAGGCUUCCUGACUGGCCCUUGGGAAACACGGAAAUCACAGCACCUUCUGUCCCUGUGCCUUGGGUGGACCACAGGCCACUGUAAUGAUGGUCCGUUAAGCACUUCUGUAUUUACUGUAAGAAUGAUUAUAAUGAAGACAUACACUGUAAAUACGAGAAAUUAUAAAUAAAAUGUUUUUCACGUCACAGUGA